AUGCUCCUCGGCGCAACCAAUUAUGUGGACGCAAGUGUUCUGCAACGAGCUGGAUUCGCGUCCCGGAAAGCCAUGAAGAAGGCUAUGUAUAAAAGAGCCAAGGCAUUCUACGACGUUGAUCGGAGUGCAGAUAAACUUCUGCUCAUCCAAUCGGUUCUUUUAAUGAGCUUUUGGUACACAGAUGCGCAAGAUCAUACAGGAGCAUCGCAUUGGAUUGGGAUUGCCACUUCUCUAGCCCAGGGAAUUGGUCUCCACCGUUCUCCCUCUUCACAAGACAGAAACAAUACUCAACUAUCGUCAGAAGAAAGACAAAGCCUUGGUCGACGGCUUUGGUGGACGUGUCUUGUCCGGGAUCGAUGGGUGUCUCUAGCCAAGGGUCGACCAAUGAGAAUCCAUGAUGAAGAUUGCGAUGCUACUUUCCCUUGCGCAGAUGACGUUUUGCACGAACUGCAACUUCUUCCUGUGGAAGCUCGACAGAAGUUCAUUCCCCAGGACAUAGAGUACCUUUCUGGAAUGUGGGUACAGCUUGUGAAAACCAGUGCAGUACUUGGGCGGAUCCUAAGAUCGCAUUAUCGACUCAAGAGACCUAAACCAAGUUGUGAAGAGAUCGAUGCGUUGACUGCGGAGCUUCAUAAAUGUCAACCGACAUCAGCAAAUGCGAUGUUCGCCGCAAGUGACAUCGCUCUAAUUCACGAAUACCACCUGCAGAUAUUCUAUCAAGCAUGUGGUACGGUUCUUCAUCGACCUUACGUCUUGAAUGCACCUGCCUCCUUUCCUGAGAACUCAACAGUCUCAUGGCAGAUACUUGCACAAAAUCGUGCACGUGAAGCUGCUUCGACCACCAAUCAAACACUUGAGAAGAUCAUUGAGCUGGAUGUUGUCAAAUCAAUAAAGCCUAUGUUCAUUACAUCUUUGAUUCCUGCCAUGCAAAUUCACCUCUUUGAUUGCAAAUCUGGGAACUCGCUCCACGCAAACCUUGGGAAAAACAGGCUCAAUCUUUGUCUGUUGUUCCUCGACAACCUACGCGACACCUAUUGGAGCGCAGGUGUAAUGUACCGACUUUUCGACCGCGCGCAGUCUAUUUUAACUUCUCGCAAAAGUAACGACACCGAAAAUACCGCUCUGCAAACCCAUGAUGGACUGUCCCGCCUUCAAUACUCUGAAACCCACCAACAAUACAAUGAUAGUCUACCAAAUGCGAUAAUAUCAUCAAACGUCGCAGAUUUUGCCCCAGGUAAUACUGAGCCCGACGUGCUUGCUACAGAUAGUUUUGCGGGCGAAGUUGGAACUAGCGGCUACUCGCUGGACUUUGAUGCUCUUGAGCAAUUACUCAGUCCUGGGUUUGCAUUAUCAGACAGCUAUUCCCAAGGGUUGUAUAACCAGUACAAUGGGAGUGUUAUCAGAGAUCAACUGUCGGCAAAUCUAUACAACCUUUGA
Molecule: messenger RNA, 1437 nt
Organism: Penicillium angulare
Lineage: Eukaryota; Fungi; Ascomycota; Eurotiomycetes; Eurotiales; Aspergillaceae
Product: fungal specific transcription factor domain-containing protein
Exons: 5
Coding region: 1-1437 (478 amino acids)
Biological process (GO): DNA-templated transcription
Molecular function (GO): zinc ion binding; DNA binding
Source: RefSeq, a predicted model, not a curated record